Molecule: messenger RNA, 3373 nt
Organism: Acanthopagrus latus (yellowfin seabream)
Lineage: Eukaryota; Metazoa; Chordata; Actinopteri; Spariformes; Sparidae
Product: coiled-coil domain-containing protein 158-like
Exons: 23
Coding region: 296-3235 (979 amino acids)
Source: RefSeq, a predicted model, not a curated record
UUUAAUGUCAUCCAACUUAUUGACUGAGAUUGGCAAGUAAAACAGCAUAUAACAACAUAUACUAGGUUAAGUGUUGGCGCAAAGACAUACCAAAUUAUAAAUAGCAUAACGCUAGCUACGAUUUAGCCGCGGAUGUUGUUUCCAUAGUGAUGAAACUUUACGUUAACGACAGUUUACCAUGACAACAUACAAGCUGGCUACUGGUGUUAGCUUCGAGGAGUUGCUAGAAUGUAUAACCUUGCUAAUUAAUAGUUAACUAGCCACACCAACAGCUUGGUUACUAAUGUGAAAAGAGAUGUCGUCGGGGUUUCCGCCCUCUGACCCUCAGAGUUGUGGGCUUUCAAGCAACAAUGGCGCUCAUGCUAAACAAUCUGAAUCUCCACAGAUAAAUGUAAAACUAGCACAAGCUGAAGCUCGGUCAGCAGAGACCCAAGACGCCUCUCCUCGGCUGAGAUUUAACGGCCUGACACUGGAUGAAUUAAGCGAGGAGCUUGAUAGGCGCACCAAAGAAACCGAAAGGCUACAGGAUGAGGUGGAAAAUGCAACCAAGCUUACCUUUGAGAGGUUUUGCUGCACGUAUGGCACCGUCACUUCACCUGGACGAAGCUGCCACAAUCACAGGUUUAAUGUCUAUGACUCACCUGGGGAUUCCACCAUGUUUUCAACCCACCAGGAGGCAGUGACUCAGCCCACAAUCUGUGAUCUGAAUUAUCUCAACCAAGGGCAGGCCCGAAAAAAUAUCAGCUCUAGUGGAGAGGAGGUGUUUGUAAAUACAAUAGAUGACUCUCUGCAACAGCUGUCUGACUUGAAGCUCAGCAAGACACAUGACCAACCUGAACAAGAGCCAAUCAAUUCUGACAAAACCAUCAUGAACCUGCAGUCUAAGUUGCAUGAAGUCCAGAUGGAGAAGGAUGUCGUGUCAGACCUCAGAUUGAAGGAAUCUAGGAAACAUGUUUAUCAAAUGGAAAAGAUGUUGUGUAUGCUGGAGGAGCUCCAAAACAUCAAAAGGGCCGGGGACCAGAAGCUGCAGGAAACGGAGGAUGAGGCGCUGGCGCUUAACAGGAGAGUUGAAACAUUGAAACGAACUGUGAAGGAGAUGUACUCCUCACUGCUAUUUCAAGAGAAACAUUGUGGAGACAAUGGCUUCGACAGUCCUAAUGUCGCAACAAGCUCAGUUAAGUUAACUGAGGAAUUUAGCAAUGAGACAGACAAGCUACAGCAGAGACUUUUUUUGUCAAUGGAACAUCUGGGGAGUGAAGAAAAUCAGCAAAAAAAAAGAAUGGAAGACCUAGUUGCAAGUCUGGGCCAGGAGAUGGCGCUGUUGACUGACAAACUUAGCUCAUCGAGAAACAACAGUGUCAGCCUAAGUGUCAAGUUGGACCUUUUUAAGGAACUUGCUGAGCGACAGACAUCACUGCACCAGUGUCAGAUCAGUGAACUUGGGCUAACCCUGUCCAACUAUAAAGAUAAGGUUGGUUGUCUGGAGCAGCAGCUCAUUCAGGCUCAGUCCCAACUGGUGGAUGCCCAAAGAGAGAAAGGGCGAUCUUUACAAAAGGCAGAAGAGCUUCAGUCCCAGCUUGGCCAACUUAAGAGGUGUGGUAAGCAGCAGCAGUGUGAGCUCCUGGAGGAGUUAAAGGCCCUGAGGGGACGGCUGGAGGCAGCCUUGGAGGAGAAAACCAGUCUGCAGGCCCUGGUGGAGCAGAUGGCCCAGGAGGGAUGGAAAUCCCAUGAAAUCCUGGAGGAGAAAAACAAAGAAGUCCUACUCAGGCAACAAGAAGCUCAGCAGCAUCUUGCCAGGUUGGAAGAGGCUCAGAGCUGGUGCCAGACCCUGCAUGCAGACGGAGAGACGCUAAAGCGGAAGCUGGAUGAAAAAGAAAAGAUGACAGAUAUACUGAGGUUGCAAAUGGAGAGCAGCGCCCAGAUGACAGUGCAGCACAAUCGCACCAUCGACAACCUUCACAAGGAGAACAGCCUCCUCAGUAACCAGCUGAACCAGCACAAGGUGGAGAUUCAGCAGCUCAGGGCUGAGUUAGACCAGCACAAGUCAGACCUGGCUGCUGUGGACAGAGAGAGGCAGCGGCUGCAGGCCUCUGUGGCUGAACAAAGUCAGCGUGUCCGGGAGGAAACUCUGGAGAAACAGCAGCUUAAUGUCCAGCUGGAGCUCCAGCACCUGCAGUUACUCACCCUCACUGAGGAGCACCAGCAGCUGUAUAAGCUCCACAGCUGUAAGAAGGAGGAGCACGAGGGUGUGGUGCUGAAGCUUCAGAGUCAGCUAAGGAUGACUCACGACGAGCUGGGCCAGGUCAGGAACACCCUGAGGACCCUGGAAGGAGCUGAUGGACACGGCCUCCAAGCAGCCAUGGAUAUGCAGGAGAAGAUCACUGCCAGGAGGGAGCAGAUCGACUCCCUGCAGGGCAAAAUCCAACAUUUAGAGGAGACUGUGGAGAAGCUGAACCAGGAGAAGCACUACCAGAGCCUGGAGCAACAGCGUCAGCUCCAAGAGCUUACCUUGGUCAGGGAGGAGAAAAGACACCUGAGCAGUGAGCUGGAGGCCCUUCGCUCCAAAGAUAAACAGUUAAGGGACCGAAUCGGCCAGCUGGAGGCAAUCCUUCACAAGAUGUCGGAGAGCUUUGCAGACUGUCAGGAUUUCAUCCAGCUGCAGGAGCAGGACUUCUACCGUCUGAAACUCCAACAUGCCCUGGACUUAAAGGAGCUUCAAGGUCAAAAUUUUCACACGGCUCUGAAUCCAACUUCACCUGACCUGGGCUCCCCAUCCCCAUCUGCGCUCACUGCUCCACCCUCUUCCCAGCAAGCCUCCAACACCCAGAUCCCGCUGGAGCCAAAGAGGCAGCAGGCGAGCUCGGCCCGGGAGCUCAGGUCUCUCGUCAGAGAGCUGCAAGGGGUGAUUUCGGAGAACCACAGACCACACACAGAUAACAACGCCACUGGCAGCAGAAGGAGGUCUGCACCGGAGAGAGUGCACAGAACCACAUUCAGUACUGACAAGGCUGAAGAUGCAAAAGCUGGCUCCAGAUUUAGAAGAAAAACCUGUGGCAGCGAGCCACAUUUCCUGAGGACAGCUGAGCUGAGCGGAAAAAAAAUAAGCAACAAGAGCCCUUUCAUAUCGAGUCCAGUGGCUGCAGCGCGGUACACUUCCGCCCUACAGCUUCUCUCACUGGGCCGAAGGUCACCCGUCCACUCUCUCCUGACCUCUGACCCGAUUAGCCAACAGUGACCGACACAACAUCGCAGAGCUGAGGCUGGUUCCUCUUAUCAAAGGCUCCCAAGAUGAAGUUGGCAAAGAAUACUUUAAUAAAAUCACCAAUCAGGCACGUUUUUGUAAUUUAUUGUUUAAAUAAAGUUUUUUAAAAAA